CUCCUCUCAGAUAUUCUUUGCCCGCGAUCACUCGUCCAAGGCUCGUACCAAAGCAACGGCUCUUCUCUUCUUCCUGUUCCCCACCUUAUAUAUAACAGUCUCUUCCGUCUUCCCUCCACCCCUACUGCCCUGGCCUCUCUCUCUCUCUCUCUCUGUUCGAUUUUUUUUCCCCUAGAGCACGGCUUCAAUGGCGACGAAGUUGUCGCUGUUCUUUUGGAGCCACGGAUUGAUUGACUUGAAUGGCAAGUACUCCAAUGUGCGAUUACCUGAAGUACCUUCUCGCCGCCUGCUACCUGCUUCCUGCAGGAUGCGUCAGCGUAAUUUCAGUUCUCAACAUAAGAGGCGACAGUUGAAGAAAUUCUCUGUUGAACAGCCUCCAGUGAAAGCAAACAUCCAGAUAAAUAGUGAAGAUACUGGAUCUGAAAAUGCUUCGACUGAUAAUAUCUCCAGUUUGAAUAAGGAUUUGAUAUCUGAUGAUGAUGCCGGUUCUAGUAUACCUGUGGAGGAUUCCAAUGAGGAUGAUUGGAAUGAUUUAGUGCUUCCUGAUGAGACAAAACCUCUGGCUGUGAAUGUGGAUGGUGGAGAGCAUCUUUCAAGUGUUCAACUUGGGGAUUUGAUAAGCAUGAUUAAAAAUGCAGAGAAAAAUAUCCUUCUUCUUAAUGAAGCUCGGGUUCGUGCACUUGAAGAUCUUGAAAAGAUUCUCACUGAGAAGGAGGCAUUACAAGGAGAAAUUAACAUCUUGGAGAUGAGAUUGGUAGAAACUGAUGCCCGGAUCAAAGUUGCUGCCCAGGAAAAGAUACAUGUGGAACUCCUAGAAGACCAAUUGGAGAAGCUGCAUAAUGAAGUGACUAACAGGGGCGGCACUGAUGGCAGUGAGCUUGACAUGUAUGGGAAGGAGAAUAUAAUUUUGAAUGAGGAGGUGGUAUCUCAAGAUAGUAGAGUUCAUUCUCUUAGCAAGGAGCUUAGUUUCUUAAGGACUGAAAAUAUGUCCCUAAAGGAUGCCAUACAAGAACUUAAGUUCGAGAUUAGUAAUGUCAAGAGAACUGAUGAACGUAUGGUGAAGCUGGAAAAAGAACGUUCACUCUUGGAGUCAACUCUGAAAGAAUUGGAAUCUAAACUUUCUGCAUCUCAAGACGAUGUUUCAAAACUUUCGACACUUAAAUUUGAAUACAAGAAUCUGUGGGAGAAAGUAGAAAAUCUGCAAGCACUGCUAGACAAGGCAACCAAACAGGCUGAUCAAGCCAUUUCAGUGUUGCAGCAAAACCAGGAGCUUCGAAAGAAGGUUGACAGGCUGGAAGAGUCUUUUGAAGAGGCUAAUGUCUACAAGCUGUCAUCAGAAAAAAUGCAACAAUACAAUGAACUAAUGCACCAGAAGUUAAAACUAUUGGAGGAGCGUCUUGAAAGAUCUGAUGAAGAGACACAAUCGUGUGUUCAUUUAUAUCAAGAAUCUGUGAAGGAAUUUCAAGUUACCCUUGAUAGUUUGAAAAAAGAAAGCAAGAGGAGGGCACUGUAUGAGCCUGUCGAUGAUAUGCCUUGGGAAUUUUGGAGCCGUUUAUUGCUUAUGAUUGAUGGUUGGUUGGUUGAGAAGAAAAUAUCAGCCAGUGAUGCAAAGCAGCUGAGAGAAAUGGUGUGGAAGCGAGAGGGGCGUAUUCGUGAUGCAUGCAUAGCAUGCAAGGAAAAGAAUGAGCAUGAAGCUAUUGUUACAUUUCUCAGGCUGACAUCAUCAUCAAUGCGUGCAGGAUUGCAUGUCAUUCAUAUUGCUGCAGAGAUGGCACCGGUUGCUAAGGUUGGUGGUUUGGGGGAUGUAGUGACUGGUCUUAGUAAAGCAUUGCAAAAGAAAGGACACCUUGUGGAAAUUGUUCUUCCCAAAUAUGAUUGCAUGCAAUAUGAUAGCAUAUGUGACUUGAAGGCUCUAGACGUGGUGAUAGAGUCAUAUUUUGAUGGCCGGAUGUUCAAAAAUAAAGUUUGGGUUGGCACUGUUGAAGGCCUUCCUGUUUAUUUCAUUGAGCCUCAUCAUCCCAAUAAGUUCUUCUGGAGGGGACAGUUUUAUGGGGAGCAUGAUGAUUUUAAGCGUUUUUCAUUUUUUAGCCGUGCAGCGCUUGAGUUGCUUCUUCAAGCUGGCAAGAAACCUGACAUAAUUCAUUGCCAUGAUUGGCAGACAGCUUUUGUUGCACCUCUUUAUUGGGAUCUAUAUGCACCGAAAGGAUUGAACUCGGCUAGAUUAUGUUUCACAUGCCACAAUUUUGAGUACCAAGGGACUGCUCCUGCUCCUGAAUUGGCAUCCUGUGGUCUUGAUGUCCCCCAGUUAAACAGACCAGAUAGGAUGCAGGACAACUUGGCAUAUGGCAGGGUCAAUUCUCUUAAGGGUGGAAUUGUGUUCUCAAACAUUGUGACAACAGUAUCACCCACUUAUUCACAGGAGGUGCGGACUGCUGAGGGAGGGCGCGGUCUCCAUAUAACACUUAACACUCACUCUAAGAAGUUCAUCGGAAUUCUGAAUGGAAUUGAUACUGAUGCAUGGAACCCUGCAACUGAUCCUUUCCUCGAAGUCCAGUAUACUGCUAAUGACCUCCGAGGGAAAGAAGAGAAUAAAGAAGCCAUAAGAAAAAAAUUGGGGCUUUCUUCUGAAGAUGUCAAACGGCCAUUGGUCGGUUGUAUAACUAGACUGGUGCCGCAAAAGGGAGUGCAUCUUAUUAGACAUGCAAUAUAUCGGACAUUGGAGUUGGGAGGACAAUUUGUACUACUUGGUUCAAGUCCAGUGCCCCAUAUUCUGAAAGAAUUCGAGGGUAUAGCAAGCCAUUUUCAGGGUCAUGAUCACAUCAGGUUGAUAUUGAAAUAUGACGAGUCUCUUUCCCAUUCUAUUUAUGCAGCAUCUGACAUGUUCAUCAUCCCAUCUAUCUUUGAACCUUGUGGCCUUACACAGAUGAUAGCAAUGAGAUAUGGUUCUAUACCUAUUGCAAGAAAAACUGGUGGUCUGAAUGACAGUGUUUUUGAUGUUGAUGACGAGACAAUACCUCCCCAGUUUCGGAACGGGUUUAUAUUUCUUACUCCUGAUGAACAGGGUAUGGGUACUGCUUUGGAACGAGCCUUCAGCCACUACAGAGAGGAUAAGACGAGUUGGGAGGAGCUUGUUCAGAAGGACAUGAAUAUAGAUUUCAGUUGGGAGUCUUCAGCGUCGCAGUAUGAAGAACUUUAUGAGAAGUCUGUGGCCAGAGCAAGGGCAUCAAAUCGCGCUUGAACUUCUUUGUGUUGGUUCCCCCAUCCUUCUGGCUUGAGCAGGCUUCUGUAUUAGCCUGUUGUGUUGGAACGUGGUAAGAUUGGUAUAUGAAUAUUAUUGAGGAUGCGAUUGUAUGGCUUGCAAGUACUGCUACAGUGAAAAUUCCGAGCUCAAAUUUAUGACUAGGCUUAAAGCUGCGUGGUGGGUUUGAGUUAUAGCUUCUCACCAUGAACAACAUUUGAUCACACAAUUCAUUCCUUUAUAGAAGCGGCCUCUGUUUCACAAUUGAUGCAUAUUACAUUCUUAGUUGUAUCAAUGUACUUUUAUACCUGUAGCUAGAGGUUAGGCUAAUUUGUUAGACCUAUUCCAUGCUUUCUGUACAAGAAGAAAAUAUCAUCAUUGUAGAAAUGGAUUAAUAAUUCGUCUAUAUUCUGGAAAAUUCUACGAAAUUAUCUAGAAAUUUUAAUGCCAUUAUUUUGGACCCUUCGUGGCUUGCUUUGUUCUGUUACAGGGAACUGUAUUUUUGUACAGCGAGUAGGAACUUGAAUAUUCUCAAAGCUUUCGUAUGAAUAAUUGCUCCUAGUAUGUCUCUAUUGCCAAUUUAUUCAUCUGUAACUGUAAAUUGCCUUGAAUGAGUUCUGUAGGAUGCACUGCUGAUGAGAUUUUCUUUUCUGGGCUUACCUUCAGUCAGAAAGAGUUAUUUAUUUCCUUGUAUUUCUAUGUAAUGAUUACAUUCUCUAGUGUUCAGACUUCUUGUCUCCUGGAAAUUUUGCUUUUGCACUGGAAGAAACAAACAUUCCUUUGCCCUUUGUCCAAGGGAAGGAAUUGUACUAGUUGUACCAGCGGUGUCUGUCGGAAAGUAACAAGAAAUCGCAAGGAAGUGUGACGACAGUAUAUAAAUUGCUCACUUGAUUCAAAGAAAAACCAAUUUUGGGAUUAACAUUAAAUCACAAAGUUCGUUCUCAUAGUUGACAACAAAUUUACAUGAUCACUGCAACAUGACGGAUGCAGAACGUCUCUUCUUAAGCUCACUUUCCGGGGACGAAGUUGGUGGCGUAAGCCCAGGCGUUGUUGUUAACUGGGUCGGCGAGGUGGUCAGCCAGGUUCUCCAACGGUCCCUUUCCGGUCACGAUGGCCUGAACAAAGAACCCAAACAUGGAAAACAUGGCUAGUCUUCCAUUCUUGAUCUCCUUCACCUUCAACUCUGCAAAUGCCUCUGGAUCAUCAGCGAGGCCCAAAGGAUCGAAGCUUCCACCUGGGUAGAGCGGGUCGACGACCUCUCCGAGUGGGCCUCCUGCAAUACGGUAGCCCUCAACAGCACCCAUCAAGAUAACUUGGCAAGCCCAAAUGGCCAAAAUGCUUUGGGCAUGGAUCAAGCUGGGGUUGCCCAGGUAGUCAAGCCCACCCUCACUGAAGAUUUGUGCACCAGCCUUGAACCAGACAGCCUCGCCAAACUUAACACCGUUACGGGCCAAAAGCUCGGGGAAGACGCAUCCAAGAGCGCCAAGCAUGGCCCAUCUGCAGUGAAUCACCUCGAGCUCGCGGUUCUUGGCGAAGGUUUCGGGGUCAGCCGAGAGCCCAGCAGUGUCCCAACCAUAGUCACCGGGGAAUUCACCGGUGAGGUAGGACGGGGGCUCACCAGAGAAUGGGCCCAAGUACUUGACGCGGUCUGGGCCGUACCAUGGGCUUCCUGAAGGAAUGGCCUUGCCGACGCUUUUUCUCAUGGUCACCCUUCCUACCCCGAGGAGUUCCGGGGCGGAUGGUGCCAGUUUCACUGCCUUUCCGGCCAGUGAUGGGGAAGAGAGGGCCAUUGUUGAGGCAGCCAUGGUUGAAUGAGAAAGAAGAAUGUGCUUUUGGUUAGCUUGGAAGCUUGAGAUGGAGUUGAGU
Molecule: messenger RNA, 5104 nt
Organism: Malania oleifera
Lineage: Eukaryota; Viridiplantae; Streptophyta; Magnoliopsida; Santalales; Ximeniaceae
Product: probable starch synthase 4, chloroplastic/amyloplastic
Exons: 16
Coding region: 188-3238 (1016 amino acids)
Molecular function (GO): alpha-1,4-glucan glucosyltransferase (UDP-glucose donor) activity
Source: RefSeq, a predicted model, not a curated record